GGAAACGUGCAGUGCAGUGUCCCCGUUGGCGAGGCGUGAUGCUGAGGUGAUGCAGAUGCAACCAGAAGAGGGUGCAGAGGAUCAUCUCGCUGCUGUCAGCAGAAGCGAGCUGACUUCCAAAACUGAUGCUGCCCGCCUGCCUACUUUGGGUAGGAUUAACAACCGGCGCGCCACCGCCAUCGCGCUUCCAUCGGACAUUUAACAAUCCAUCAAAGUAGGAAUGUAGAGGAAACGCAGACUGAGCUGUAAAUGUUUCGGCACCCGAGAACUCAGUAUGAAGAAGUCAGUGCGGCCUGUGGUGAGUAAGGCGAGUACUGAUCGAGGGAAGGCAGAAGCCCCAUCUACCACUGGCACCGGAAAGCCUGCAGCCAAGAGUAACAGUGCCGCACCUCUGCCAAAGGUGAAAAGCAAUGAUGAUCUUUUAGCGGCAAUGGCUGGAGGGACUCCCGCAUCAAGUAAUGCUGUCAGCAAAACCAAGAGAACUGCCUCAGUCGGGACCACUGCUAGCACCGGUGACAACAAGCAAAAAGCACCAGCAGUUUCCUCAACCAAGCGUAUGACAUCAUCAACUACAAAAGAGCCAAAUUCUUCACGAGACCGUCUUCGGACAUCCAGGACGUCAGCUAAUAAGAAGCAGCUGGUCUCAGGGACAGCAGCAGGCGAUGCAGCCUCGGGGAAGCGCUCUCGCAGCCAGAUCCUGACGGAGUCCGAGAGCCGUAUGAGCAAGUCAAAAUCAGAUGGCCAGAUCAGUGAUAAGGUGGCAUUGGAGACAAAAGUCAACGACCUCCUUGGACUCGCAAAGAGCAAAGAUGUGGAGAUUCUACACCUUCGCAAUGAACUGAGAGACAUGAGGGUCCAGCUUGGCAUGGAAAGAAAGGACUCGCCCCUGCAGGAAGAGGCUGAGGAGGGGGAGAAGCCGCAUGUCUCGGCCAUCACAGCAGCUGACGUCGAGUCCACUCUGCUUUUGUUACAAGAGCAGAACCAGGCUAUCAGAGAGGAGCUCAACCUGCUGAAGAGCGAGAAUCGAAUGCUCAAGGACCGUCUCAAUGCGCUGGGAUUCUCUCUGGAGCAGAGGCUGGAUGGUUCUGACAAGUUACUGAACUACCCAUCCGUCAGCCCUGACUUGGCGGCUGGCGGUGGGCAGAGUGAGGGCGGAGCCACCCUGACUUCCUCAGUGGAGGGGUCGGCCCCUGGUUCCUUGGAGGAUCUACUCAGUGGUCAACAGCACGGUGGGUCAGUGGACAAUCUGGACAGCGAAUCCAGUGAGGUCUAUCAGGCUGUCACCUCCAGCGACGAUGCGCUGGACGCCCCCUCGGGAGCCUCCUCAUCCUCCGAAUGCGAGUCUGCUCCCAGCAGAGAGCGUUCACGGAGGGGCAGCAGUGGAAAUGCCAGCGAGGUGUCAGUCGCCUGUCUUACGGAGCGCAUCCAUCAGAUGGAAGAGAACCAGCAUAGUACCGCUGAGGAGCUGCAGGCCACAUUGCAGGAGCUGGCUGAUCUGCAGCAAAUCACCCAAGAGUUGAACGGGGAGAACGAGCGGCUCGGCGAGGAGAAAGUCAUCCUCAUGGACUCGUUGUGCCAGCAGAGCGACAAGCUGGAGCUGUACGGUCGACAGAUAGAGUACCUGCGCUCCUUGCUGGACGAGCAUCAUGUCUCGUACGUGCUCGAGGAGGACAUCAAGAGCGGGCGCUACAUGGAGCUGGAGCAGCGCUAUGCCGACCUGGCGGAUAACGCCCGCUUUGAGAGAGAGCAGCUGCUGGGGGUGCAACAGCACUUGUCCAACACUUUGAAGAUGGCGGAGCAGGACAACGCCGAAGCCCAAGAGGUGAUUGGAGCCCUGAAGGAAAGGAACCACCAAAUGGAGCGCGUCAUGGACUCGGAGCGACAAGAACGGGCAGCCAUGGCAGCUGCGCUUGAGGAAUAUAAAGCGGCAGUGAGCAGUGACCAGGCGGAGCUGAGCCGCUGCCGAGCCCAGUUGGACCAGGAGAGGCAGAGGGUUGCUGAGCUCUACUCUCUGCAUACAGCGGGGGACAAAAAUGAUAUCUGCCAGCUUUUGGAAAGUGCGCGACAGGGGAAGGAGGAGGCUGAGGCCAAGGCCGCGAAGUUGCAGGAUGAGCUGGAACAAGCUCACAGUGACCUUGCCCUACUGCAGGAUACUCUGAAUAAGCUUGACAGGGAAUACAGAGACUUCCAGCAGCAGGUGCAGCAGCAGAUGGCUGAGCAAGCGCACGUGCUGGAGAAACAGCGUGUGGAGCUGCAGGAGAAGGAGACGGAGAUCGUCGACAUGAAGGAAACCAUCUUUGAGCUGGAAGACGAAGUGGAGCAGCACCGAGCACUGAAACUACAUGACAACCUCAUCAUCACCGACCUUGAGAACUCCGUAAAGAAGCUACAGGACCAGAAGCAUGACAUGGAACGAGAGAUAAAGAUCCUUCAUCGCAGACUCAGGGAGGAGUCGAUGGAGUGGCGUCAGUUCCAAGCAGACCUGCAGACAGCUGUGGUCAUUGCUAAUGAUAUCAAGUCAGAAGCGCAGGAAGAGAUUGGAGACCUGCGGCGCCGACUGCAGGAGGCCUUGGAGAAGAAUGACAAGCUGAGCAAGGAGCUGGAUGAGGUCAAGAGCCGCAAACAAGAGGAGGAGAGAGGCCGAGUGUAUAACUAUAUGAAUGCAGUGGAGAGGGACUUGGCCGCACUCAGACAGGGGAUGGGUCUGAGUCGUCGAUCUUCCACCUCUUCCGAGCCUUCACCAACUGUUAAAACACUCAUCAAGAGCUUCGACAGUGCCUCGCAAGCACCACCACCUUCCAGUACUGCCACUGUGACUCCAACAGCGUCAGCUGCUCCACUACCACGCACCCCUCUCAGUCCUAGUCCAAUGAAGACUCCUCCGGCUGCUGCUGUCUCACCUAUACAGAGGCACUCUGUAUCCACAUCGCUGUCAGCUCCCAAGACGCUAUCCCCCCUCAGUGACAAGAGGACCAGCUAUUCCGACAUCUCCCUGUCAUCUGAGCACCUUCUCAGAGGAGCCCCAGCCAGUCGACCGCCUUCUGUCCUCCAAAGGGUCUCCAACAUGGAUUCCACCAAGACAAUUUCAGUGUCCCGCCGGAGUAGUGAAGAGAUAAAGAGGGACAUGACAGCCCAAGACGGAGGCUCCUCAUCGUCGCUGAUGGUCAUGAGUGCCGCCUCUUCUCCUCUCUCAAUGUCCUCCGCCUCUCCCACGGCCUCCGUCACUCCCACGGCGCGUAGCCGUCUAAGAGAGGAACGAAAGGACCCACUAUCUGCACUGGCCAGAGAGUAUGGAGGCUCCAAGAGAAACGCUCUGCUGAAAUGGUGCCAGAAGAAAACCGAGGGCUAUCAAAACAUUGACAUCACCAAUUUCAGCAGUAGUUGGAAUGAUGGUCUGGCAUUCUGCGCUGUGCUUCACACCUACUUGCCGGCCCACAUCCCUUAUCAAGAGCUGACCAGCCAAGACAAGAGGAGGAACUUCACCUUGGCGUUCCAGGCUGCAGAAAGUGUCGGGAUCAAAUGCACUUUAGACAUAAAUGAGAUGGUGCACACCGAGAGGCCAGACUGGCAGAGCGUCAUGACUUACGUCACAGCUAUCUACAAAUACUUUGAGACCUGACUAAAGGUUGCUGCUGCUACUGGGCCGCACCUCAACUUCACCCCAACAUCACAACUGUACCUCGCUGGAUACCGCCGCCGCCACCCACCGCAUUGCAUGUUCAGCGUCAUUUUCAGUAGUUUGAAACACCAAGAGCAGACCUCGAUCUGAAAGGAAACACACACUCGCACGCAAGUGUUGCCUGUAUGCAGUGUCACGAUGAAGCCUUGAGAAGUGAACCAAGUAUGAGCUGACUUCUUACACUGAAGAAACACGCCUCAGUGCCUUCUGCCUACAUUUCCCUUUUGCAAGCAAUUCUGCUCGACACUUUGCCCAGAUGUUUGCUCAUUAGCAAACAAUAAAACAAGUGCGAGGCCCAGCUCUUCCCUAUUAUGAUGGUGAAUACAUUGAGGCAACAUCGGUUACGUAUCUGUAACAUAUCAUAUCAGCACAAUUGGAAUUCCCUCAAUCCUUUAACUAGAGCUCAGGCAGCUUUAUUUUUUUAUUUUUAUUUUUUUGCAGUAUUCCAGAUGUUCAUGUAUGGUCUCAGAUGCCUUUGUUUGAGAGGAUCAAGUGCCUGUGUGAUGAGUAAUGCCUGACACCAGCUCAGACCUCCUGAGAGCCAAACCCUGAAGAGUUUCUUUUCACUACAACAUAUGAAGAUGAAGAUCAGGUCCAAUACUGUAGCCGACGUUGCAGAGGCUUUUUUUUUUUUUUGCUUAAUUUAUGCUGGUUGCCGUGUAUGACAGGGUUCUGCUACAGUAACAAAUAUCUGAUUACGAGGGGCUCUCUCAUUUUGAAGCAUAAAAAAAAAAGCCCGACACACUAAGAGGCGUUCAAGCGCCAAUUCUUUUGCUGGGUUUUCAGUUAUAGGGGUGUGAAAUAUGUUAAUGUGUGGGUUUUAAUAUCAAGUUAACACUGCAUAAUGUUUGGUUGUGAGCAUUGGGGUGUGAUGUGAAUGAUAAAAUUAACGGUGCUGACAGCACUUAUGCAAGAUCCUGGAAAAUUCUAUUGGAAUGAAUUGAAAUUGAAUAAUUCAUGAUUGGAAAUUAAUUCCCACAGAAAAUGACCUUCUCUUCCUCAGCAAAACGUACAAUGAAAAGUUUCCAGAAUCUUGAUAUAAUUUUUUUUUUUUUUUUUUUUUUUGCUUUUUCCUAAGUCACACAUUUGAUGACUGUACACUCAUUUGGGAAGAAGCAUUGUCAAAAUGAAGUCAGAGCCUGAGGAUUGUUUACUUAGCUUAGCAACAAUGCUAAAAGGCUAAGCAAACUAAAGACCGCAAAGCCGUGGAGAUCCUCCUUCCGUCACUUAUGAGGGCCACUAACGCACAUUUGAUCUCAUUUAUCCAACAACGUUAUGUGUGAAUAUGUGAACUUUCAAAGAGCUAUUAUUUUUAACGUUUUGCCGACAUCACAUAUAGAAGGCUAGCUGUUUCACUGUGCUUAAUGAAAGCUAAGCUAACAACUCAUUGGCCUCAUUCUCCCAUUUAUGGGAUGAAUUGUCCACAAAUAGCUCAUUUACAUGCUCCCCCUUUAUGUUCAGCGUGUUAGAAAACAUUUUAUUAUGUUUGUUAAACUUCCUACUGUGACUUAACAUUAUUUUAGAGAUGCUGAGUAUACAUUGGUGUGGCACUGAUGUCCAUUGUGCCAGCGACAUGACUAUCUGGCUACUGUGUGUCAAUUGUGCCUCAAUUUACAUGUUGAGUUUAUUUAUUUGGAUUUUUCCAAUCACUGUAUUAUUAUUUGUGUGCGUGUGUGUGUGUGUGUGUGUGUGUGUAUAUAUGAGUAUCUGAAAAGAUUUGUUACAGUACAAGAGGCCGCUGCACCUAUGAAAAGCCGUUUGCGCAUUUAUUGAUAUUAUUUGCAUCCGUUACACUCUUUGUCCUAAUUUACUGCACUUGUAGUGAAAAAAAAAUGCUACUAGUGUUAAAUAAUGGUUCAAAAGUAGGGUCAAAAUGUUAACUAGUGCACAGUUUUGCCUCAUUAGUAACAAGUAGUUAGCCUACCAGUAUCCCAAAGUUGUCCUACAAGUGAAUACAAAGCAUAUCCUAGUACAUGGGCCUGUGGCUGGAUAUCAAGUAAGCGUUUAUUGCAGGUUACUGGUACAUGAGACGUGGUCUAACUAGUUGUGUCUAGUGCAGCAAUUUCAUUUAUGUAUCAGGUUGAAUUGUGCACCUGGAGAACAGCGGUGGCACAAUUGUGGUGAGGAAAACAAUUACUAGUGCUUUACUGUAGUUCUAUGACUAGUUCUACUAGUGCGUUGAAUUAAUCUACUAAUGACACAGAGCGUACUAGCGUAUGGAUCUUAAAAUGGAUAUUGAGUAAAUGCUCCAAGGGCUUUGCAUGUACGCCUGGUCAGCUUCCCCGCCACCCCCCAACUUCCUGCUCAUGUCUUGCCUUAACUGUUUAGCUUUUGAGAGCGUUAAACUUGCAGUUUUCUUCCCACACGGUGUGGAAAAUGGAUGAGCGUGCCUCUUGAGAAACACUAAUAAGGUCUUUUGGCAAGGCAGAUUGAUUUGAUCAGUGUGUAUGGUGUGCAUUACUGUGUAUGCUGAUUUGGGUCAGAUGAGGCUGCCAGCUGCUAUCUAUAGCAAUGUAGUUGUUUUCAUCUUGGAUGCUAUUGCAAAACCCGCAUCCCUGCCAUCUGUACAGCGGCUUAGACAUCCAGUCAUUUAGCACCAGCGACAAUUUUGUGGACCGGAAUGUGUAAAUGUGGGAUAUUUAAGUGCAUUUGAAAGCAUCGGGCCAACACUUUUAUAGUGUACUGCUCGAUUCCAUUGCUGAACUCCGUGUUAUUAUUCCCACCUGGAUUGUGUGGGAGCCACAGGAACAAUUGGAUCCUCUCUCUUGCUCUAAGUGAAAUAUGUUUGCGCUUGCUUGUUUGGAGCAACUGAUGAACACUCAAUCCAGCACGGGCGCUACAUUCCACCUCCACAUGUUUCAGCCACAAAAGAGAGAGCAAGCUAGAGAGUGAGCAAAGAGACGUUGCAUUGCAGGGCCUUCCAUGUGUGAUGAUGGCCUCUCGAAGCAGGAAAGCAAAUGUGAACAGUGCUUUGGUUCUUUACUGGAUCUGCAUCAUGUUUUGCUUGCCUUGGUUUACUUGAAAAUGCUCUGAGAAUUCCACUGAACCGACUAGGUUUUGUUUUUUUUUGUUUUUUUAACUUCAUGUUGCCAAUAAAUCCAAUAUUUUCUUUUCCAGUUCA
Molecule: messenger RNA, 6800 nt
Organism: Hippocampus comes (tiger tail seahorse)
Lineage: Eukaryota; Metazoa; Chordata; Actinopteri; Syngnathiformes; Syngnathidae
Gene: specc1la
Product: sperm antigen with calponin homology and coiled-coil domains 1-like a
Exons: 16
Coding region: 275-3619 (1114 amino acids)
Molecular function (GO): protein binding
Source: RefSeq, a predicted model, not a curated record